Molecule: messenger RNA, 531 nt
Organism: Aphanomyces invadans
Lineage: Eukaryota; Oomycota; Saprolegniomycetes; Saprolegniales; Verrucalvaceae
Exons: 3
Coding region: 1-531 (176 amino acids)
Source: RefSeq, a predicted model, not a curated record
AUGACCAUCCCGACGGAACAAAGCCUGACGUGCGUUUCCGUCCGUCCGCAGCAGGUCGCAGUCCGAUCUGGCAUCUCGUCGGACCGACAGUUUGCGGCGAACACAAUCCACGUCAUAUCGAUCGUCCACCUCUCUGCCGCACGAGUCAAGCUCUUUGGCAUGCUCGGGUACACGCGGCCGUGCAAUGUCCAGAGCAUUGUCGUGCAUGCGUCCUGCCGCGCUCUGUGUGUCGAUGCCCCUUGCCGCGACGGUGACGAGUCUGUGCCACGAGUCACAGAUUCGUCGGUACCGGGGAAUCGAUUGGGGCGACGACGACUACAAACUCCACCGGGCGUCGUUUGGGGCUGUCGAUUGUCGAGUCACUCGCUGUACUUGGCGGCGGCCGACAAGCACGGACCUGCGGGGUUUUACUGCUGGGUCGGGGACUCGUACGGCACGCGAUGCAUCUACUUUUUCUUCCCGUGGGUGAUUGCCGCCACUGCCGGGAUCACUACGCUCGCCAUCCCCGUCGGCCUCGACGUUUUCAAAUGA